Babjeviella inositovora NRRL Y-12698 is the source of this 2524-nucleotide messenger RNA. RefSeq lists its product as uncharacterized. The coding region runs from base 45 to 2330 and encodes 761 amino acids. The transcript has a single exon. Lineage: Eukaryota; Fungi; Ascomycota; Pichiomycetes; Serinales. The record is from RefSeq and is a predicted model, not a curated record.
UCCUCUCACUCAUCCCUCCCCUUUCCUCUAUAUCGAGCGUUAGAAUGCAACCACAAGCUGCUUCUACGGUACCCGGGCCUCUGGAACCGCUCACGCCGCCAAUUCCAGUACCUGUGGCGGCAACACCACCCGCCGCGCUCCUUCCAUCCCAUUCGCUGAUCGAUCUGAUCGCUUUCCUCGUCAUCUUUCUCUGUUUUCCAUCCCCUGUUUCGUGUAUUGUUUUGGGACUCCACGCGCUCUCCGCGUCAUCUCGUGCCGUGGUAGCGCGCCUCUUCUCGCGUCUCCUCCACAAAGACUCGGAGCUCUUCAUUCACCCCGGCGACUUUCUCUACAUCUUCCACCACUACCGCCUCUCCGCGGCCUUUCUCUUCUUCACACACCUUGCGAUUGCGUUCGUUCUUGCAUAUUGUUUCCCUGUCUCGCUCAAGGUUGUGCAUUUGUUUGCGCACGCGCUCGCGGCAUCCACGCUCGCGGGCUCGCCGAAACGCAACACCUUCGUGAAUGCGCUCCUCAGCUCCGCCGUCAUCCUCGCGCUCGAUCAGGGCUACAAGUACCUCUGUGAGCUGCUAAAUAUCCACUUUGGCAUGGAUUUUGCGCCCCAUACCAGCCUCCUCCGCAGCACCAGCCUACGGAUCUCCGCCGCGCUCCCUCAGCACCGAGACUGGUACCGUGGCCACUGCUUGCUCUAUCUCACCAACGUGGUACGGUCAGCCUUGGCCGUGCACACCAUCUUGCUCUGCAUUUCUCCACUCCUCAAGAACAUUUUUCUCCUCCAGGGCUACACCAAGACCCUCGACCAGCUCGCCAGCAUCGCCCCAGACUACCCCAUCAACAAGUACUCAGCGUCCUACAAGCUCCGUGCCGGCGUAUCGGCUGAACCCGCUCCUCCUGUCGACGUCGAGCCCCAAACCACGGUCGUUGUCCAUGUCUCGCCCAAAAUCGCCAGCUCUCACAAUGUGCUCUCGAUCGCGCGGGAAAGCCCCGUGGCAAGUGCAGAACUGCUUCCAGCAGCUUUUCCGGAAACGGCCGAGCCACUCCCCGCGUCUGACCUCUCCCUGCUGGGCUCUGUUGUCUCGUCUAACUUCUACAACUAUUGCAUGACGUCCCUCUCCGACGCCAAGCGCAAGAAGGAUCUCAAAUGGGUCCAGCCGCUCUGGUCGUUGAUCGCGACCGCGCGUGCGAUGUACGGCUGCAACGACGUCUACUCCGGCGAGAUCCACACCGCCUCUGACACCGCGCUCGUGCCGGUGUACGACAACGACGCGUUUGCCGCGUUCGUAUCCACCGGCUAUUACAGUGACACAACCUUGCGCAACUCACGUGGGUUCGUCAACUACAUCGGCGAGACGGCCGUCGGGUUCCUCCUCCCAGGCUGUGUCUUUGACGAUGGCAUCUCCGUCAAGGUCAACGGUGUGAUGUGGUACCAGGUGCGCGAGGCCACGUGCAGGAGUGACGGUGUCUGGGACACGCUUGUGCUCGUGAGCGGGCUCACGCCGUUGUCGCAGUACGAUAUCGAGCUUUAUAUCUACGACACGGAAGAGGUUCUCUCCAGUAACAUUGUAUCCACGACCCACAACACCACCACGGUGUCGCAGUCCAAGAUGACGUCGCCGCUCAUCACGCUCCAGGAGUCGCUCAUCACCACAAACGAGAACCUCACGCGCGAAAAGACCAAGGUGCGCAAGACCCGCAAGGAGAUUACCAAAAAGGUGAGCGUGUUGAAGAAGGAGAUCGAGACGCUUCGGGCCGGUUUGGAUAACAACCAGACGGAUGCAACGGGGUCGGCAGAUAACCGAAACUGGCGCAAGCUUGUGUCGUUGCGUGCGAACGUGUCUCAGGUCCAGGACGAGAACAAGAGCAUAGAGGAGGAUGUAUCGCGGGUGAUCGAGGAGGAGAGUGAGGCCAGCGAACGGUAUCUCGAGGAGAAGCGCCGCUUUGAGGCUGAGAUCCGCACGUUGCGCGCGUUCCACAAGGGCUUUACGGACGAAGUGGCCCAGUUGGAGCGCCAGGCGGCGGCGGUGAGCCAGGAUCUCGCCAGUUUGGACGCCAAGAAGGAGAAAUUCACCGCCAAGGCUGCAAAAAUCAGCGCCGACUUGCAAAAGAUCUUGCGCGACCUUGAGGAGCUCAAGUCGAAGGAUAUCAGUCGAAGGAUAGACAUGCGCACGGCGAGGGCGCUGAGGCGCGAUGAAUUGAUCCAAGAGUUUGUGCUGGAGAUUAAAAGGCUUGAGAAUGCCAUCGAGAGCCAGGGAUACGGGGGUUACUCCGCAAACCCGACCACGUCGUUGCUUGAGAGCAGCAAUGCGGGCUUUGCCGGUUUUGGUCAGUACUAGUAUUUAUGGUGUAUUAUGGUUUUUUGGAAAAAUGCGUAGGGGACAGCUCAGGGUUGGAAGAGUGUUUUGGUUAUUAUAGAAGAAAAUAAGUUAAGGUUCAGAAAUGGAAUGGAGCUUAUAAAAUUUCCCUUCGACAAAACAUCUAUGACCGAUAAAAGAUGUGAUUUUAGAGAGAAGUGAGAGAUAAAUGAUUG